ACUACGACUUUACCACAGUGCGUUGGGCCUAAGCCGGAGGACAAUUUCGAAGUCGCGUGCACAAGACUCACCACUACGCUCAAUAACAGGUCGGAAGAUAUACAGUUUUAUUUGAGUAUAGCAGUAUAG
Ambispora leptoticha is the source of this 129-nucleotide messenger RNA. NCBI's taxonomy places the organism in Eukaryota, Fungi, Glomeromycota, Glomeromycetes, Archaeosporales, Ambisporaceae. The record is from the annotation of a GenBank genome assembly.